This is a messenger RNA of Metarhizium album ARSEF 1941, 1494 nucleotides long. Its product is annotated as tRNA (uracil-O(2)-)-methyltransferase. Gene Ontology annotation, molecular function: tRNA (uridine) methyltransferase activity. The record is from RefSeq and is a predicted model, not a curated record. Gene Ontology annotation, biological process: tRNA methylation. NCBI's taxonomy places the organism in Eukaryota, Fungi, Ascomycota, Sordariomycetes, Hypocreales, Clavicipitaceae. The transcript has a single exon. The coding region runs from base 1 to 1494 and encodes 497 amino acids.
AUGCCAUUUAAACCAGACGAGAUGACACCAGCAUCGCUGCCGUAUUUUGAGGAUUCAACCACGGAAACCGAUGUAUGGGUGCCCUACUACAGCCACGCAUGUACGUUUGGGCCAGACCUGUUUUCUAGCAUUAUGAUGAAUAUGGUUCACAAUCCCAACAUCAACUCGACCUGGCUAUUUCGCGCAGAUAUCUUGUUCGACGACGGCAACUUGGAUGAACUUACCCCCGCAAAUAGCUCUAACGAUGCGUCUGACUUAGUUCAGCCCGUCGUUCGGCAAAUCCCACACAUACCGCUGAAACGCACUUUGGUACGGCGAUUGAUCCCCAGGAGUGAAAGGAGAGACAAACCACUCAACCAAACCUGUACAUUCCAUACUGUGAAUGAGCCGGAAAUACUCACCACAUCUCUUGUUAUAUAUGUCCCUCAUGCGUCUGUGGAGGAUCUUCCCUUUUACCACCCCAAGGUCCGCGGAAUUGCACACCUUCACCAAUGGAACCACAAUUCACGUACAGGCACAAUAUCGGUACAUUUUCUGGGGGGCUCACCAGGUGACCUUGUAGAUCCUAAGCUGCGCCGAGUUGCUUUUCAUCUCCUCGAGGUCCUUCACCGACAUGGCGAGGGAUCAGUCCUGGGUUACGCCAAGAGGGUUCAUCACGAUCUCGUCAUACCCAGGGCAACAUUUCAAAAUCGAUAUGCGCAAUUGAAGAGCAAAUACUCGCGCCGACUGAUCCAAGCCUGGGCUGAGAGCACUGAUCCUGGUAAACACGUGUUUGAAGACCUCGGCAUCGCUGCCUUCCUGAUAGAGCUAUGGAUUGACAUGUACAGUGGCAAAGAGUUCCCUGGUUUCGUUGAUAUUGGGUGUGGAAACGGUCUGCUCGUCUAUCUACUUACGCAAGAGGGUUAUAGCGGAUGGGGUUUUGAUGCACGAGCACGAAAAUCAUGGGCCAACUACACUACUCCAACAAGUGCGUCGCCGUCUGGAAGAUCUCUUGAAGAAAGGCUUUUAUUCCCCAGCAUAAUAUCAGCUCCUAAAGACACGGACAACCUCUCUCACCUACACUCCACCACGCUUCACGAUGGAGUUUUCAAACCAGGUACAUUCAUCGUUUCGAAUCACGCCGACGAACUGACACCCUGGACACCUAUCCUCGGCACAAUUUCGCACUGUCCCUACAUCAUGAUUCCCUGCUGCAGUCACAGUCUGGCUGGGGAGAAAUACCGGCCGCCCCCACCGAGGGACAAGUCGAAGCCAAAGUCAACAUAUGCCUCACUGGUUGACUGGGUAUCCCAGAUUGCAGAAGAUUGCGGGUGGCAACCAGAAACUGAGAUGUUACGCAUUCCAAGCACAAGGAACACCGGAAUCCUGGGCCGCAGCCGAAGCAAGGCAUCUUCUGACAUAGAUAUACACGCCAUCCUUCAAAAGUACGGCGGUGUUGAGGGAUACUAUGAAAAUGUGAUGAAAUUGGUCAAAACAGGACCACCCUCACAUUGA